This is a messenger RNA of Oncorhynchus tshawytscha (Chinook salmon), 1168 nucleotides long. Its product is annotated as zinc finger protein 239. Gene Ontology annotation, biological process: regulation of transcription by RNA polymerase II. Gene Ontology annotation, molecular function: RNA polymerase II cis-regulatory region sequence-specific DNA binding; DNA-binding transcription factor activity. Lineage: Eukaryota; Metazoa; Chordata; Actinopteri; Salmoniformes; Salmonidae. The transcript has 3 exons. The record is from RefSeq and is a predicted model, not a curated record. The coding region runs from base 161 to 1147 and encodes 328 amino acids.
UCUAGGGGUGUGCAUCGGUUGCAACAUCGAGACUGGAAUUCUCUUGCGGCCGGAAACCCCCCAAUCCUUAUCUUAACAUUGUGACAACAUAGUAACUGCGCUGUAGCCUACACAUUUAUUUUCUUUAGUAAGAAACGCUGAAUAAACAAUAGCUUCCACGAUGAAUCCGGACAAAGCUAGCCCGUUCCCCUCGACCCUCACGGAGUCCCCAGGUCAAACGCCUCCCGGGACCGCUUUACUGCUGCGUCUGGUCGACUGCAGGAAAACACCGGGGCAGAGUGGACCUGAGAGAGGAGGAGAAGAGAAGGAAGAGGGAAAUUGGAUUUCAUUGAGUAAGAACCAUGGGUACAGCCCAAACCGUUGCUCUCUCAGUGGGAGGGGCUUAUCAUCUGGAGAUCCUAAACAACAACGUGAUGCUGACAAGACGUCUCUCCAGAAGAGUCUCUUCAGAUCAGAACGUCUCAAUAGCUGUGAUCAGUGUGGGAAGAGAUUUGCUGUAUCAGGAAUCCUGACUACACACCAGCGCUUACACACAGGAGAGAAGCCUUAUAGCUGUGAUCAGUGUGGGAAGAGCUUCAAUCAUUCAGGACACCUGACUACACACCAAUGCAUACACACAGGAGUGAAGCCUUAUAGCUGUGAUCAGUGUGGGAAGAGCUUCAAUCAAUCAGGAGCCCUGACAAUACACCAACGCAUUCACACAGGAGAGAAGCUUUAUAGCUGUGAUCAAUGUGGGAAGAGUUUCAGGACGUCAGGACAACUGACUACACACCAACGCAUACACACAGGAGAGAAGCCUUAUAGCUGUGAUCAGUGUGGGAAGAGCUUCAAUCAAUCAGGAACCCUAACUACACACCAACGCACACACACAGGAGAGAAGCCUUACAGCUGUGAUCAAUGUGGGAAGAGCUUCAGGAAUUCGGGACACCUAACUAUACAUCAACGUAUGCACACAGGAGAGAAACCAUAUAGCUGUGAUCAGUGUGGGAAGAGUUUUGCUAGAGAUUUUAACCUGACUAAACACCAGCUCACACACACUGGAGAGAAACCUUACUCUUGUCUAUGUGGAAAGAGCUUUGCUCAUUCAGAAUCACUGAAAAAACACCAGAAAGCCCUUUCCUCUCUGGCACCAGUUCAAGAUCCCUAAAUAAAGUUUCAUUAGAAAACA